Messenger RNA from Nerophis lumbriciformis (worm pipefish), 1289 nucleotides. It is a transcript of the gene gapdh, whose product is annotated as glyceraldehyde-3-phosphate dehydrogenase. Gene Ontology annotation, biological process: glycolytic process; glucose metabolic process. Gene Ontology annotation, molecular function: NAD binding; NADP binding; glyceraldehyde-3-phosphate dehydrogenase (NAD+) (phosphorylating) activity. NCBI's taxonomy places the organism in Eukaryota, Metazoa, Chordata, Actinopteri, Syngnathiformes, Syngnathidae. The record is from RefSeq and is a predicted model, not a curated record. Gene Ontology annotation, cellular component: cytosol.
CCUGCUCCACACUGCUCUCCCCCACUCUCACCUGGAGUUGCAGUACAGAUUCAGGCAUCUCACAAACGAGGACUCACUCAACUCAAGCAAAAUGGUGAAAGUCGGUGUCAACGGAUUUGGCCGCAUUGGUCGUCUGGUAACCAGAGCUGCUUUCCACUCCAAGAAGGUGGAGAUUGUGGCCAUCAAUGACCCUUUCAUCGACCUGGACUACAUGGUCUACAUGUUCAAGUAUGACUCCACCCACGGCCGCUUCCACGGGGAGGUCAAGGUUGAGGGUGACAAGCUGGUCAUCGAUGGACACAAGAUCACCGUGUUCCAUGAGAGGGACCCUAGCAACAUCAAAUGGGGGGAUGCUGGUGCCCAGUACGUAGUGGAGUCCACUGGUGUGUUCACCACCAUCGAGAAGGCCUCUGCUCACUUGAAAGGCGGCGCCAAGAGAGUCAUCAUCUCUGCCCCCAGCGCUGACGCACCCAUGUUCGUCAUGGGGGUCAACCACGAGAAGUACGACAACUCCCUCAAAGUUGUCAGCAACGCUUCCUGCACAACAAACUGCCUGGCCCCCAUGGCUAAGGUUGUCAAUGACAACUUUGGCAUCAUUGAAGGAUUGAUGAGCACCGUUCACGCCAUCACCGCCACCCAGAAGACCGUGGACGGCCCCUCAGGCAAGCUGUGGAGGGACGGCCGCGGCGCCAGCCAGAACAUCAUCCCUGCUUCCACCGGCGCCGCCAAGGCUGUCGGCAAGGUCAUCCCCGAGCUUAACGGCAAGCUGACCGGCAUGGCCUUCCGUGUGCCCACCCCCAACGUGUCUGUGGUCGACCUCACCGUGCGUCUGGAGAAACCAGCCAAAUAUGACGACAUCAAGAAGGUGAUUAAGGCGGCGUCUGAAGGCCCCAUGAAGGGCAUUCUGGGAUACACCGAGCACCAGGUGGUGUCCACAGACUUCAACGGCGACACCCACUCCUCCAUCUUUGAUGCUGGCGCUGGCAUCGCUCUCAACGACCACUUUGUCAAGCUGGUCUCAUGGUACGACAACGAGUUUGGCUACAGCACCCGCGUGUGUGACCUGAUGGUCCACAUGGCCGCCAAGGAGUAAACCCUCAUCAAUGCACUUUGUCACAUUCUUCACAACAGCUUUGUUUACUACACACCUCUCCACAGAUUGCAAAAUAUUUAAACUAGUGACCAAUUCUUGCCUGAAGUUAUCUGUUCUCUUGUGAGGAGUGAAGGUGGAGAGUGUCUGGUCCUGCACUGCUGCAGUCAGCGGAGAAAUUAAAGUCCUCUUUGUGAGA